Hypanus sabinus (Atlantic stingray) is the source of this 1269-nucleotide messenger RNA. Its product is annotated as general transcription factor II-I repeat domain-containing protein 2-like. The transcript is spliced from 2 exons. The coding region runs from base 80 to 643 and encodes 187 amino acids. Lineage: Eukaryota; Metazoa; Chordata; Chondrichthyes; Myliobatiformes; Dasyatidae. The record is from RefSeq and is a predicted model, not a curated record.
UGGCGCAGAGGUGCAAUGGUUAAGCCAAGGAAGAGUGCUGAAAAGAUGUUUCGAGUUGCGUGAGGAGAUCUGUCAGUUCAUGGAAAGCAAAGGGAAAGACACAACAGAGCUCCGGGAUAAAAAGUUGCUUUGUGAAAUGGCGUUUCUGUGUGACAUCACGAGCCAUCUCAAUGCACUCAACCUGCAGCUUCAGGGGCGGGGUCGUGUGAUCACAAGCAUGUACGCUGCAGUGAGGACUUUUAAAACCAAGCUGCGCCUAUGGGAGACGCAGAUGCAGCAAGAAAACUUGAGCCAUUUUCCGUGUUGCCAAACUAUGAAAGAGCAGGUUUCUACCGCAGUGUUCCCACAUGCAAAGUUUGCUGAAAAACUUAGCAUACUUGGUGCCGACUUCACACAGCGAUUUGCCGACUUUGACGCCCAAAAAAGCAGGUUUGAACUGCUCAGUAAUCCAUUUGCAGCUGACGUGGAAAGCGCACCAACCAACAUACAAAUGGAGCUGAUUGAACUCCAACGUAGUGACACACUCAAGGCAAAGUAUGACUCGGUGGGCACAGUUUCUAAGUUUCAUUCCCGACACAAUGCCCCAGCUGCGUACCCAAGCUGCUCAAAUGCUCUCUAUGUUUGGCAGCACAUAUCUGUGUGAACAACUGUUCUCUUUGAUGAACAUAAACAAAACAUCACACAGGAGUCGUCUUUCUGAUGAACACCUUCAUUCAAUUCUGAGGAUUUCCUCAGCUCAGAGCCUGACUCCAAACAUUGAUGAACUUACAUCCAAGAUGAGAUGCCAAGUAUCUGGCUUAGACUAGUGUGAAUCACAGAGUGUUGGCCUGUGGAAAAAUGUUUUCAUUAGAAAUUACUCCGGAAAAGCUGCAGAUAAAGGCAUAAGAAAUAAAUGCAACAGAUUUUUUAUUUAUUUAAUGUUCAAUGUUGUUUUUGUAGGCAAUAACCUAAGCUUUGUUAGUUCCAGGUUAAUAUGUGUAAUCAAUUCAUUUCACUAAGUUUUGUAAUAAACACUGAACCAGUCCGGCCCUCGACUUGUACCGAUUUUUAAAUUUUGGCCCACUGUGUAUUUGAGUUUGACACCCCUGCCCGAUAGCCUCCACAUCCUUCCUGCAAUGAGAACUGAACACAAUAACAUUUAAAUUGCAAUUGGACAGGUACAUGUGUUGGAAAAUUUAGAAUGUUAUAGACCAAAAGCUGGCAAAUGGGACUAGAUUUGGUGGGGCAUCUUGCUCAGCAUGAACCAAUUGGUCAAGGGGCCAGUUUCUA